Molecule: messenger RNA, 1619 nt
Organism: Chara braunii
Lineage: Eukaryota; Viridiplantae; Streptophyta; Charophyceae; Charales; Characeae
Source: the annotation of a GenBank genome assembly
GCAAUGUCUCUAUUGGUUCGAACCCUGCUGUUGCCAGCGGAGACUCGUUUCGGCACGAACGUCAUAAUGAUGACGAGGCUUGUGGACCUGCGGGGAGAGCUCACGGAGCUCGUGGUCACUGAUUGCUGGCAUGAGACUGUUUGGUCUACCAUCAAGAUCCGCAAGGACGCCACAGAGGUCACUGCGUGUAUCGGGUCUCCUCCAUGGUGGGAGGAUUUAAGAGUUUUGUGUAGGAUGUUGGAGCCUAUCAUGGAUAUGUUGAGGUUGGUCGACAGCGACACACGCCAGAUAAACAAGAUUUUGCGUCCUUACGAGGUGAUGAUUGCAUCUUGCUUGUCUGCGUGCCGCGACAUCGAUCGGGAGCAGCAGGACACUAUUUUGGAGGUGUUUGACAGGCGGCGUACCAUGUUCCGGACACCCGCCCACACAACAGUCAUGUUGCUGGAUCCCAAGUUCCGAAACCCGACGCUCAACGAUGACCAGGAGGUGCAACAGGGAUUAAUCGAAGCCUUGGUCCAGUUCGGCUACCCAGAGGGAUCGGCGCAGCACAGACAGACCGUGGAGGAGGAGGUGGCAGUGGACCAGCAACUCGUCAGAGGUAGCGGUGCACUGGCGAGGGUGACCGAGGAGGAGUUGACUCACGCCAAAGAGAGGAUGCGCAUCGUUUCCCGCAUGGGAGCCAUGCGUCGGGUGGCGGAGUCCGACAGGAGGCGACGUAGGGGCGGAGGUCGUGGACGUGGCGGGCGUGGGCGAGUAGGUGUCGGAGGAACGAGGCAUGGUGGCGGGCAUGCUGCAUCUGGGACUCGUCGACAGCGGGCGAAUGGUUUCAUCCGCAAGGCCCGCCAGCGUUGGGACGAGGGAGACUUCUUAUUCGACAGCUCGUCCAACGACGACGACGAUUUCUUUGCUAUGGGGACCGCCGCGCAUACAGACGAUGAGAGAGGUGACUGUGACGAUAGAGGUGAUGGCAGAGGUGGCGGUGACGGGGGAGGUGAUGGCAGAGGUGGGGGUGACGACAGAGGUCACGGAGGAGGUGGGGGCGACGACAAAGGUCACGGAGGAGGUGGCGGCGACGAGGGAGGUGACGACAGAGGUCACGGAGGAGGUGGCGACGACGAGGGAGGUGACGACAGAUGUCACGGAGAAGGUGACAGCGACGAGGGAGGUGACGACAGAGGUCACGUAGGAGGUGGCGGCGACGAGGGAGGCGACGACAGAGAUCACGGAGGGGGUGGCGGCGACGCGGGAGCUCAUGGCAGAGGUGGCUGUGAGGAGUAUGAGGACGACGGUCUUGUGCGUGGUCGUCGCUUCGUCUUGAAGCGGUUGAGACACGGGGGCAAACAAGAUAACAACAUCGGAUCUCGUGUGCGCAGACGUCGUCUUCAGACUCUUCACGAUGCGACCGUCACGGAGGCAAGCGUCAUGCAGCAUGAGCAGGUUGUCGUGUCUGAGGACUCCCUGAGCGACACGGAGGACUUGGACUUCAUUCCUUGUGAUGCUGACCUGAGGGGCGAGGAGCAUUAACCCGGUUUCGUUGAGGUGCCGACCACGUCUGUAGCGGCGAUUACAGCUCUGGCGGAGAGUAGAGCAGGGUUGGCUCGUCCGAAGUCUCCGGCAUG